AAGAGACCAAACAAUGGCAGCGACCAACGCCACAGCCCGUUAGCUGCUGCUGGUUCACUUAAGUUGACUUUUGGUCCCGUCUGCUUAAACAUGUAGGCCAAGUCGAGGCAGUACUGUAGCUAUUUUAUGACUUUAUGGAUUGUUUUGUCCGUUUUAGCUUUGUAUAAAGUUAAUUACAUAGCUAUCGUUAGAUGAUAUCGAGCUCCUUACUAUUUUCUUGUGCGUACAGGCAUGUGUGCGCUGAGCAUCGAGCCACAGGACCUCAGGCUGUAAGAGGCAAUCACCAUGACGACGCAGUUUAGUAUUGAUGAUGCCUUUGUAUUGGAGGGAGAUGAAGAGGGAGCUGUGUCUGAUGGAGAGAUCGAGGGAUGGAAGGGCAGAGACAAGGACAGAGAAGCAGGAGAGAUGACAUUUGGUCCUCUAACUUUCUCCAAACCUCAGACUCAUCCCUCGCCUGCUGCUGCCGCCGGCUCCCCAGAGCACAGUAACUUAAAGUAUCAGAAUCUGGAAAAUGAAGACGUCUUGGGCAGCAAUGGCAAUUCCUCUUUCAAUAACUUCUUUAAAAUCAGCGACCCUGCGACUCUGUCUUACUGCAGCUCCCAGUGGUCCUUCAGCACCUUGAGUUCUGUCACACAGAUUUCUGCACACUGCUGCGGGUGGGUGUCCCAUCCGCUGGUGAAGAAAAACAGAAGAGUUGUUCUUGCUUCCUUCCUUCUCCUUAUCACUGGAGUUGCUCUUAUUUUCACAGGUAUUGUCAUACAGCUGAAUCCAAAUGCAGGUGUUUCAAGUGCUAUUUUCUUUGUACCUGGAUUUCUUCUCUUCAUCCCUGGCGUGUACCAUGUGAUAUACAUCAGCUGCGCUGUCCGUGGAAGAAGAGGCUUCAAAUUGUUCUACCUACCUUAUUUUGAAAAAUGACAUUUCAUGAGACACUCAAUUUCUUAGAAUUAAUUGUAUUUUGUCACUUGUAACAAAAAAAUGUAUUGUCACAUGGUUGUUUUUUCUUGUCAUUGUAAUGACCACUACUAAUUCAACCACUCAGUGCCUCGACUAUGUUUCCACUACAUGAACUAUUAUUGCUGUAUGUGUGUACAAAAAAGAAGGAGAGUGGUCUUGCCUGUGUUUUUUAUGUCGUGUGAAUGAUGACUGAAAUUACAAUAAAAAUGUUGUAUAUUUUAA
Cottoperca gobio is the source of this 1176-nucleotide messenger RNA. It is a transcript of the gene tmem134, whose product is annotated as transmembrane protein 134. The transcript has 8 exons. NCBI's taxonomy places the organism in Eukaryota, Metazoa, Chordata, Actinopteri, Perciformes, Bovichtidae. The record is from RefSeq and is a predicted model, not a curated record. The coding region runs from base 286 to 915 and encodes 209 amino acids.